Molecule: messenger RNA, 1122 nt
Organism: Fonticula alba
Lineage: Eukaryota; Rotosphaerida; Fonticulaceae
Product: 60S ribosome subunit biogenesis protein nip7
Exons: 5
Coding region: 146-688 (180 amino acids)
Biological process (GO): ribosomal large subunit biogenesis; ribosome assembly
Cellular component (GO): nucleolus; preribosome, large subunit precursor; nucleus
Molecular function (GO): RNA binding
Source: RefSeq, a predicted model, not a curated record
CUCUCUCCUUCUCUCCCUCUCUGCCUCCCUGCCUUCCUGCCUCUUGCCCCCUCCCCUUUCCAGUCCCUUCCACGCCCUUCACCUCCAUCUCCCCUGUGUUCUUUUCUCCGUCCGGCGCCCCGUUGGCCCUCCAGAUUUCUACACCAUGCGGCCGCUCACUGACGAGGAGACUCGUGUUUUUUUCGAGAAGCUGAUGAACUACAUCGGGGAUAACAUUUCCUUCCUGGUCGAGCGGCCAGACGAGCCACACUGCUUCCGCCUUGUCAAGGAUCGCGUCUACUACAUGAGCGAGAAGGUGAUGCUUUGGUCCACCAACAUGGCCCGCGACAACCUGCUGGCCCUGGGUACCUGCUUCGGCAAGUUCACCAAGACCGGCAAGUUCCGUCUGCACGUCACCGCCCUCGACUACCUGGCCCAGUAUGCCAAGUUCAAGGUCUGGAUCAAGCCCAACGGCGAGAUGUCCUUCCUGUACGGCAACCACAUUGCCAAGGCCCAUGUUGGCCGGCUGACCGAUGACAUCCCCAUGUAUGCUGGGGUGGUGGUCUUCAACAUGGCCGACGUGCCGCUGGGCUUCGGCGUGGCGGCCCAGACGACCGAGGCCGCGCGCAAGCUCGACCCGACCGCCAUCAUGGCCUUCCACCAGGCCGAUGUGGGCGAGUACCUCCGCAGCGAGGAUACCCUGGCGUAAGAGCCAGGGCCGGGGAGUGGCCCGAGGGACCGGCAGCCGGCCGGACCGGGCCCGGGGGGUCCACCGGGAUGCCAGGCACCCGGCGGUAGCAUGGACGUGUGUCCGCUGCGCUGCGGCGACAUCCUUCCUCAUUCCCAGCAUGAUGCCUCCUUCUGGUUGUGCGCGCAUCGCACCGCUCCGGGGCGCUUGCACAUGGCCGAGCACCGAGUAGUGGCACCGGGCCGAGGUCUUCUCCUCCCGGGGACGUGACUUUCUCCCCUCGCUGCAGUAGAGACGCCGCGCGCUGGCGAAGCAGCAUGUGCACCCGGUUCCUCCCUCGUGCCCUCCCUUUGCGUCUUUUCCCCCUUCCCCCCCCCCCUCUCCUCUGUCCUUCUACCUCUCCACCUCCUGGAUCCACUUGUUUUUUCAUAAAUAUAUCGUCAAAAUUCGUCCAA